Molecule: messenger RNA, 1830 nt
Organism: Patiria miniata (bat star)
Lineage: Eukaryota; Metazoa; Echinodermata; Asteroidea; Valvatida; Asterinidae
Product: THAP domain-containing protein 11-like
Exons: 4
Coding region: 143-1609 (488 amino acids)
Molecular function (GO): sequence-specific DNA binding
Source: RefSeq, a predicted model, not a curated record
AAAUCCGGCCAGCCGAAAAUCCGGCCCGAUUUUCGUGCCAAGAUCAGCCUGGUCAAACAACACGUAUAUGUACACACGUGGGACUUUCCAACUUCCCAAGGUCAAUUAUUAAUAGUUUGCUACCCAGACUCCCGUAAAGCGAAUGAUGAUGGUAGGAAAUUUGGAUCAGAUUGGGGCCUGUCUUAUUUCCAAGGCCGCUUGGUGGCGCUAUACUACAUGUCUGGAGUACCGAAGUUUGAAGAUUUGUUGUCGUAAGUGCACAAUCAUGACUAUGCCGGAGAAAAGAGCGAAGGUUUGGUGCUCCGCACCUAAUUGCACCAAUAAUCCGAAGAAAACACCACAUAACUCUUUCUACCGUUUUCCAAAAGACAGUGAGAGAUCUGCUAAGUGGGUGGUAUCAACAGGGCGAGAUGACCUACGUGACAGGCCAGCGGACUACCGCUACAGAAACUGCAGGAUAUGCUCCGAGCAUUUUGAAAAACGUCAAAUCCUGUGCACCGGAAGACUGGUGUGGAAUGCAGUUCCCACUGUGUUCAGUGUCUCGGACUUGCCUCCGAAGCGAAAGCGAGCGAGAAGAGGUGCUGGUACCGGAAGCACUGGGCCUACUACUACUACUACUACUACUACUACUACAAGAAGCCCCGAAAAGACAUGUGAGCAAGAUUCAGACGUGAGCCCGGAUACGGAACAAGAUCCAGCAGACCACAGCUAUGCGAGGGCCACAGAAACUACCGAGGCAAGCACUACCAGUGAGGCAAGCACUACCAGUGAGGCAGGCACUACCAGUGAGGCAAGCACGACCAUUGAGGCAAGCACUACCAUUGAGGCAAGCACUACCAGUGAAGCAAGCACUACCAGUGAGGCAAGCACUACCAGUGAGGCAAGCACUACCAGUGAGGCCAGCAGGUGUGAUGUACAAUUACAAUCCACGCCUUCACAGACUGAUCCAGUGCUCACACUCACAGAAGCCCCUCCAGACACUGCAGAGGUUGCGACAAUGUGCAAUCUCGCAAAGUCCACAGACCGGGUCAAAAUAUUUCGACUCAAAAAGAAGGUCAAAGUUUUAAAGGCCAGCGCUGAAACAACGAAAGACCCCACUGUUACGGUUAAAGACAUCGUCGAAGAAUCGGCCAAAUACCUCGACGAAACCACCCUGCAUUUCUUUGAAAGUCAGCUGCAAAUCGGGACAAAACGAACCAAGGGUAGACGCUACACGAAUAGUGACAAACGCAAGGCUUACGCUCUGCUCUGCCAGAGCCCCGCGGCCUACAGGUUCUAUCGCAAGCUCAAGCUGUUCGCCUUGCCGAGCGACCGCUGCUUACGGAGGUGGUUGAAGAGCGCGCCGGCUCAGCAGGGUUUGAACGACGCCAGCUUUGAGGGCCUGAAGCAGACGGCCAGGACCAUGUCCGAGAGGUUGUACUCCGCAGUGAAACUCUACAACCAGGACCUGACUAAAGGAAAGAUUCACAAGAAGAAAAAGACAGACAAGAAGGCAAAGAGGAAGGACAAACAAUUACCGGCUCCGGUAUGUGAAACAUCCCUUGAGGCUGUUGAAGCUGUUGAGUCUGUGUAUAGUUUGCUAGCAUUUGCUCAAGAGGUGUCAAUUUAACCCUAUCUCCCUAGGCAGUUUUGCUAGGAUGUAACCUUAAUCCUGCAAAAUCCUCCAAUUGCCUCCAUGUAAAAAUGAAUACAGCCUCAAUCCUACAAAAUGCUCCGUUGUUUUCUUGAAUAUGGUCGUUGGAGGAGUGACUACUGCCUCAAUGCUGCAAAAUCCUCCGGCAAUCACUGUCAUUACAAUGUAUGUUGAGGCAAAGCCAGUGACAUCCUGGA